Molecule: messenger RNA, 5253 nt
Organism: Dama dama (fallow deer)
Lineage: Eukaryota; Metazoa; Chordata; Mammalia; Artiodactyla; Cervidae
Gene: PGM2
Product: phosphoglucomutase 2
Exons: 14
Coding region: 1-2118 (705 amino acids)
Biological process (GO): purine ribonucleoside salvage; carbohydrate metabolic process
Molecular function (GO): magnesium ion binding; phosphopentomutase activity
Source: RefSeq, a predicted model, not a curated record
AUGGAUGGCCGAAGUGUGAACAGGAGUAACCUCACGACCUUUCGGCAGCCCCACCUCCGCCCCCAGGCUUCGAUCCCGCGGCCCCGCCUCCCUCUCCCCAGCCCAGGCGCGCGGGCACCCCGCCAGGAGGCGUGCUCCUCGGCCGAGCGCGUCAUUUUCCUGCCGGACGCUGGUGGCUCCCGAGCCGGUUCUCCCCGCCCGGUCCCCGCCUCUCCCCGCCCCGCCGGAAGGACGGUCUCGCCACCUCCAGAGCUUGGCGGCGGCGGCGGCGCAGCUGGGACUGGGGCUCCGGGCGGCGGCGGCGCAGGCAUGGACUCCCGGCUGGACCAGGAGACGGCCCGGUGGCUGAGAUGGGACAAGAAUCCUUUAACUUUGGAGUCAGUGAAACAACUCAUUGCAGCAGGUAAUACAGAGGAACUACAAAAAUGUUUUAGCACUCGAAUGGAAUUUGGGACCGCUGGCCUCCGAGCUGCUAUGGGAGCAGGAAUUUCUCAUAUGAAUGACUUGACCAUCAUUCAGACGACACAGGGAUUUUGCAGGUACCUGGAAAAACAAUUCAGUGACCUGAAGCAAAGAGGUGUUGUGAUCAGCUUUGAUGCUCGAGCCCACCCAGCAAGUGGAGGCAGCAGCAGGAGAUUUGCCCGACUUGCUGCAACCACGUUCAUCAGCCAGGGGAUUCCUGUGUACCUCUUUUCUGAUAUAACCCCAACCCCUUUUGUGCCCUACACAGUAUCACAUUUGAAUCUUUGUGCUGGAAUCAUGAUAACUGCCUCUCACAAUCCAAAGCAGGAUAAUGGUUAUAAGGUCUAUUGGGAUAAUGGAGCUCAGAUUAUCUCUCCUCACGAUAAAGGGAUUUCACAGGCUAUUGAAGAAAAUCUAGAACCAUGGCCUCAAGCCUGGGAUGAUUCUGUGCUCAAUGGCAGUCUGCUCCUUCACGACCCAAGCGCUUCCAUCAAUAAAGACUAUUUUGAAGACCUUAAAAAAUACUGUUUUCACAGGGCUGUGAACAAGGAGACCAAGGUGAAGUUUGUGCACACCUCUGUCCAUGGUGUGGGUCACAGCUUCGUGCAGUCAGCUUUCAAGGCAUUCGACCUUAUUCCUCCCGAGGCUGUUCCCGAGCAAAAGGACCCUGAUCCUGAGUUCCCAACAGUGAAAUACCCGAAUCCCGAAGAGGGUGAAGGUGUCUUGACUUUGUCUUUUGCUUUGGCUGACAAAACCAAGGCCAAAAUCAUUUUAGCAAAUGACCCAGAUGCUGAUAGACUUGCUGUGGCAGAAAAGCAAGAAAGUGGCGAAUGGAAAGUGUUUUCAGGCAAUGAGUUGGGGGCCCUCCUGGGCUGGUGGCUCUUUACUUCUUGGAAAGAAAAGAACCAAGAUCACAGCGCCCUCCAAAACUUAUACAUGUUGUCCAGCACCGUCUCUUCCAAAAUCCUGCGAGCCAUUGCCUUGAAGGAGGGUUUUCACUUCGAGGAAACGUUAACUGGCUUUAAGUGGAUGGGAAAUCGAGCCAAACAGCUGAUAGACCAGGGGAAGAAUGUCUUAUUUGCAUUUGAAGAAGCUAUUGGAUAUAUGUGCUGCCCUUUCGUGCUGGACAAAGAUGGAGUCAGUGCUGCCGUCAUAACUGCAGAGUUGGCCAGCUUUCUAGCAACCAAGAAUUUGUCUUUGUCUCAGCAGCUGAAAGCCAUCUAUCUUGAGUAUGGCUACCAUAUCACCAGAGCUUCGUAUUUUAUCUGCCAUGAUCAAGAAACUAUUAAACAAUUAUUUGAAAACCUUAGAAACUAUGAUGGGAAGAGUAAUUAUCCAAAAACUUGUGGCAGAUUUGAGAUUUCUCACAUUAGGGACCUUACAACUGGCUAUGAUGAUAAUGAACCUGAUAAAAAAGCUAUUCUCCCGACUAGUAAAAGCAGCCAGAUGAUCACCUUUAGCUUUGCUAAUGGAGGCGUGGCCACCAUGCGAACCAGUGGGACAGAGCCCAAAAUCAAGUACUAUUUGGAACUGUGCGCCCCCCCUGGAAACAGUGAUCCCGAGCAGCUGAAGAAAGAACUAGAUGAACUAGUUAGUGCUAUUGAAGAGCAUUUUUUCCAGCCACAAAAGUAUAACCUCCAGCCAAAAGGAGAGUAAACCAUCCCAGCCUUGGGCAUAAUUACAUUUACCUACAACUAAGCUGAACUUGAUUUCUUAAGCAAUGUUUUUGAGGGCCAAAUAAUUUAAAGUAUUGCUAAAAGUAUUUUUUUUUAAAUAGACCUGCAUUCCUCCUUAUUUUAUGUUUGAAUGUGAAGGGAAAUAAAGAAAGAUGGCCCAAUCUAACAAACCAACAUUCCUUUUAAAAGGCUGAGCCUGGACAUCAUCUGAAUUUAAAAAAUGAAGGUUUUAAAAAUAAUUAACCUUCAAAAAACAUGUUGUGAUUAAUAAGCUUUCAUUAGAAUAAAUACCAAUUAUGUUUGUCCUCUCAAGUUCAUUUUAUAUGUAAGUGAAACAGCCAUAAAGCCUAUACAGUUACUAAAUUCUGGGCUGUCAUAUCUAAGCUAGCCGCUUUUAUAUAUGUAUAUAUUUGCAUUUCUGUCAAGUCCUUAUAAAUGAACAGAGCAAAUGUUGUGUUUUAGGGAAAAUACAAAUCACGGGAACCUAUAAAGUUGAACAAAAGAUACUUUAAAAAGGUGAAGUUUUUUGACCUAAAACUUUAUUUCUAAUUAUGCACCAUUAUACAUUGUGUAGGUGGUAGGAAAAAACAGCUUAACCAUCUUUGUGUGGUGUGUGUUCAUUUCCUUAUUUUAAAUCUUGAAUCAAACAGUUGGUUAUUUGACACUUGCAAAGUAGAUUACUGUAAUUUUUUUUUUUUUUUGCUUUAGUACAUUUAAAUGUAAUCUUGGUACUAAAGUAGCAAGGAUUAUAAGCAAUAACUUCGUGACUGACCUUGAUUUUUUUUUUUGCCUUGUUUUUAUGUGAUCACAGUCUAAAACCAGACGUUUCCAGGUUCAUUAUUUGAUCUGUGUCUCCUUAUCACUGAUGGCCUUAUAACCUUCCAAAAUGACUCCCAGCAAGUACCAUGACCAAGGACCAAACUGUUCUUUCUAUACUUUAUAUAUUUUGUGUGAUUUUUUUUUAUCUUUAAAGCAAAUGAUUGCCUAUUAUUCUUAACUUAAAUGGUUAUUAGAAGUUUCAGAACAAUGAAAAAUUACAGUUCUAUUGUCAAUCAUGUUUCCAAUGUGAAGGAAAGAAUAUCUGUAUAUCCUCAUAAUAACAUAGUUUGUCACCUACCAGCACUUUUAAAGUACAAUAUUCCAUAUAUUCUAUCAGCUGCUUCAUUGUAGAUGCAAUAUUUAUUUUUGUUUGAUAAUGUUUUCUAGUCUUAAACUGUACUCUGGAAAAAAGAAAUUUUAGAUCUGAGCACAUAAAUGGUACUCCAUCACAGAGCUUGUCUCUGGAAAUUCGAAGGUAAUUUAAGAUCUAGUCCUGCUUAAGUGAUCUCAGGGUCUAAUUGGAGAGCUAAUACGCAACUACUGAUUACAGUAUUUACUCAUUCUAUGGCUGAGUUAUUUGCAAAGUACUCAGAGUUGAAAAUUGUGAGAAAGGAAUUCAUUCUGCCCAGAGGAAGCUUCACCUUCAGGAGCAAGUAGCCGCUGAAGAUGGAGAAGGAAGUCUUCCAGGCACAGAGGACAGCAAGAGGAGAAGUGUGGAGGUGCUGGGGGCCUAGUUGGGGUGGGCUGGGGGGUGAAGGCAGAAGCCAGAUGUACAUUUCAGUACCUGCCCCACUUCUCCCCAUGAGCAGGGAGUGGGUGAUUCAUUUGGACCUAGAGGAGAUCCUCCUCUCUUUCCAAGUAUCUCUUGACUUUUUCUUGUUACUAUGGGAUGCAAGAUAGCAAUGUGCGGGGCAUAAAACUUGCAACAUAAGGCCCCUGCAUUCUAGUCUUGGUUCACUGGGAACCAGCUCUGUGACCGUGAUCAGGUCACUUAGCCUCCCAAAGCCUCCAUUUUGUUAUUAUUUACAACUUUAUUUUUUUUUAGGGCAGUUCUAGGUUCACAGAAAAAUUGAGAGGAAGAUACAGAGAUGUCUCAUACCCACCCUGCCCCGACAUAUGCCAGCCUCCCCCAUCCUCAACACCCCCCACCAGAGUGGUACAUUUGUUACCAUCGAUGAACCUAGAUUAAUGCAUCAUUAUCAUCUGAACUGUGGAAACAAGAAAAAGAUCAGUGAAGGAGUGAAGAAUAAGUAGGCAGAGCACAGAGGAUUUUUAUGGCAGUAAAAAAUUUUUUCUCUAUGAUACUGUAAUAGUGAAUACAUGUCAUUAUACAUACAUUUGUCCUAAUCCAUAGAAUGUACAAAACCAAGAGUGAAUACUAAUGUAAACUAUGGACUUGGGGUGAUAAUUUUGUCAUUUUUAAAAUAAAGAGAUUUUACUAAAUGGUCUCUGAGGUCACUUCAUGCUGCAGGUCUUUAUAUAAAAAUCCAUUAAGGGCACCAUCAGCAAUCAUAAAUUGUCAGCAGUUCUCUUUGGCAGAAUGCUUAACUAGCCCUCUUAAAAGAACUAACAUCUGAGAUGGGGGGAAACAUUUUGUACCACAGAGACAGGCAGCCUUGGGUUCCUAUCCCGCCUAACCUUACAGCCUGGAGGGAGGGUUGGGGUGCUGAAAUUGGGUUUGAGGAAGGUAGAACUGGGUGACAUGCAGAUGUCAGGAAACACCAGCAUGCUCUGCAGGGGUGGAAGGCAGAAAUGGGGGCUGAGUGCUGUCCGGCAGCCCCCUCUGCCUUCUAGCUGAGCCUGCUUGGGGAAGACGGUACGAUUUGAUAUAGGGCUGGCAGUCGCCUUCUCUUGAUUCCUGGAAAGAACAAAUCCAAGUGAAGUCCGAAAGUCUGACUUGUAAGAGGAAAUGCAGGCCAACUGUUUUGGUUUUUAUCUUUGUGGUGUUUCUGAAAUAGAGACCUUUUUAUUCUUCUCUCCCAUAAGAAGCAUUGUCAUUACCUCUCAUUAAUUUGUCUCAUCGAUUUAAUUCUAUCAUGCUAUUAAAGGAAAGUUAUUAUUUCUUGACACUGGAAACAUGGUUUUAAAAAGAAAUACUUAAGUAAUGAAGCAAAUGCAUGUGUGCUACUUUAAAGAAAUUUUGAGAGGAUGGCAUCUAAAUCGUGUUUAUAAUUUCUACUUCCUCAGAGCUAUUUGUGUAUUCAUUAUAUGUUCACUAAUUGAGUCAUGCUUUAAUUUUGCUAUGAGCCAGGCACUCUUCUGGAUCGUGAUAAUAAACUUGCAUUUGUGACCUCAA